This is a messenger RNA of Kwoniella botswanensis, 1344 nucleotides long. RefSeq lists its product as uncharacterized. The transcript has 2 exons. Lineage: Eukaryota; Fungi; Basidiomycota; Tremellomycetes; Tremellales; Cryptococcaceae. The record is from RefSeq and is a predicted model, not a curated record. The coding region runs from base 1 to 1344 and encodes 447 amino acids.
AUGAACAGGUCAACCAAGUACGCAUUCAUCCUUCCCAAACGGGAAGAAGCGUCUUCAAGUCAAUUGGAUGAAGGCGUUACCGAGCUUUCGCACCCCUCUCCGGCCCACGAACCCCCAUCUGAAUCACAAUUUGAAUUGUUGCAUAUGGAGAUGUCCGACAUUGAUCCAGAGGAGUACAAGUACCAAUAUGCGUUUCAACCACCUGAUGAAGGAUUCGAUUCGUUCCUUCUCUCUUCGCCUUCGCCACUCGAAACUGAAGGCCGGGUAAGGGAUGACUCAGGUGAAUCGCUUAAUUUCAAUGGACUAACUUCCUCAAAUGAUCUUCAGGGUGAUCUCUUGCUUGACCCACAAAUCCUAUCAUCGUCAAUCCUCAAUAUACCGGAUCUAGACCCACGAGCGUCAUACGAAUUGUUCGAAAGCGACCUUAUUGAUCUUAAAGAUCCUGAUGAGUUGCCGAAUGACACCUUACCAGAUCCCAUCUCUCAAAAGAAUACCAUUCAGCCUCCUCCACCAAUUGGAAUAAGUCUAUCGGAAGGAUACCCAUCUUUAUACAAUUCCACACCUCCCAGCCAAACCAAUCUCGAGAUAUACAAAUUCGAUCAACUUGGGCGACAACCCCGGAAUGAUCGUCUAAACUCACGUUUGAAUAAAGACUUGAGGUGUUAUAUGCAAGCUCCAGUCUGGGCCGCCGAACUAACUGGAGGAGGAGGCCUGACACCAAAAAUGAGCUCAAGUUCAAAAAUGUACAAUACAUCUCAACCAAUCGUAACUUUUACCAGCACCAGGGAUUUGUCCGAUUUUGGACAGGUACAGGGGGAAGGACAACUGAGUAUAUCGAGAAAGGAUGGUCUAGGAUGGCUAAAUGGCCAUAAGACAUAUUUCACCCUCAACCUGAGUCAGUGUUUCUGUCUGAAGAAGUACCGCCGUGCGUCGGGCUCAACGGAGAAGGCAAGAAUGGAUAGAUCAUCAAGUCUUGCCCCGGUGAUUACUACUGCUCUCUCAUGGGCAUUCACAAGAUUCUUACAAGUUCAUUGUCCACCGUUAAAAGACGGAGGAGAAUGGACAGGUGAGAAGUUGGAUGAUCAGACUGAUAGUAUUCGACCGAUACUUCAUCUAGGCACAGCAAGGAUAUUGGAAGCUUGGAAUGAAGUUAGGAUAAAUGACGAGGAAUUGAUCAUUUCCAAGAUUGAUGCGAAGAACGUCGAUGCUAGUAGGAGAGUAGCGAGAGAAAAGGUGGAGGGAAGGUAUGUACCUACUAAGAGAUCGAUAUUGUAUGAGGGUGAUGGGAAAGCGAAACAGGGGAAGGAGCAGGGCGAGGGGAAGAAUAAGAUGGAAGUUAGUUGA